UGCCGCGUCGCGCUGCGGGGCCGGUCGGAGCGACGCCGCUCGGGUCAGUCGGCGCCCGGACGGGGAAGAUGGACGCAGCUACUCUGACCUACGACACUCUCCGGUUUGCUGACUUUGAAGAUUUCCCUGAGACCUCAGAGCCUGUUUGGAUACUGGGUAGAAAAUACAGCAUUUUCACAGAAAAGGAGGAGCUCUUGUCUGAUGUGGCAUCUAGACUUUGGUUUACAUACAGGAAAAACUUUCCAGCCAUUGGGGGGACAGGCCCCACCUCAGACACAGGCUGGGGCUGCAUGCUACGAUGUGGACAGAUGAUCUUCGCCCAAGCCUUGGUGUGCCAGCACUUGGGACGCGAUUGGAGGUGGACACAGCGGAAAAGGCAGCCAGACAGCUACUUCAGUGUCCUCAAUGCUUUCCUCGACAGAAAGGACAGUUACUACUCCAUCCACCAGAUAGCACAAAUGGGAGUUGGUGAAGGCAAAUCCAUCGGCCAGUGGUACGGGCCCAACACUGUUGCUCAGGUCCUCAAGAAGCUUGCUGUCUUUGACACGUGGAGCUCCCUGGCAGUCCAUAUAGCGAUGGACAACACUGUGGUGAUGGAGGAGAUCAGAAGGUUAUGCAGGACCAGCCUUCCAUGUGGCACAGCCCCGGCGUCUUCUGCAGCUCCCGACCAGCACUGUAAUGGGUUCCCUGCUGGAGCUGAGGUCACCACCAGGCUGUCACCCUGGAGACCCCUGGUACUUCUCAUCCCCCUGCGCCUAGGGCUCACGGACAUCAAUGCUGCCUACGUGGAGACACUGAAGCGUUGCUUCCGGAUGCCCCAGUCCCUGGGGGUGAUUGGAGGGAAACCCAACAGUGCCCACUACUUCAUCGGCUACGUUGGUGAGGAGCUUAUCUACCUGGACCCCCACACAACACAGCCGGCAGUAGAAGCCACAGACAGCUGCCUUGUCCCAGAUGAGAGUUUCCACUGCCAGCACCCUCCAUGCAGGAUGAGCAUCGGGGAGCUCGAUCCGUCCAUUGCUGUGGGGUUUUUCUGUAAGACUGAGGACGACUUCAAUGACUGGUGCCAGCAAGUCAAAAAGCUAUCACUACUUGGAGGCGCCCUGCCCAUGUUUGAGCUGGUGGAGCAGCCACCUUCCCACCUGGCCUGUCCUGACGUCCUAAACCUAUCCCUAGAUUCUUCUGAUGUAGAGCGAUUGGAAAGAUUCUUUGACUCAGAAGAUGAAGACUUUGAGAUCUUGUCCCUCUGAAAUCUGGGGGUCGGGGGGUGGCCUCCGCUGGCCCUUGCUGGUGCCACUGCAUUUCAUCCAUCCAGCCUGCCGAGUGCUGUGCGCCCCGUGCUCCGUCCAGGGGCUGCCCCACUCUGCUCAUGGA
Molecule: messenger RNA, 1374 nt
Organism: Otolemur garnettii (small-eared galago)
Lineage: Eukaryota; Metazoa; Chordata; Mammalia; Primates; Galagidae
Gene: ATG4B
Product: autophagy related 4B cysteine peptidase
Exons: 13
Coding region: 69-1250 (393 amino acids)
Molecular function (GO): protein-phosphatidylethanolamide deconjugating activity
Source: RefSeq, a predicted model, not a curated record